CACGUGACGACAUUACGGCAAGCGGGCGCUUCCGGUUCGGUGAACCCAAAUAGUCAACAAAAUAGGACCAGGUGCAAGAGCAUGCGCCGUUACAUUUCUUCACAUUAAAACUGCGGCUGUGAAGAUGUUAGCUCUGAAGUUUGUUCAGGCGGUGUAGCUAACUACUAGCUAGUUAGUUAGUUGCUAUUCAUGUACAGUUGAAUGGUAGAAGCUCGAGCGCAGCUGGGAGUAACCCAUGUGACGGAGGGGAGAGAUGGGCUCCGUCCGCUGGGCUUUCCGCUGCAGGUCCUGGUCACCGAGCAGGACUGAGUGGCUGUUUGCCGCUCGCUGCGUUCAGCCGGAGGAGAAAGACCGGAUCGGACAGUUCGUCUACACCAAGGAUGCCAAAUCUGCGAUGGUGGGCCGCCUUUUGCUCCGGAGGUUCGUGUGUGAGAGGAUGGGGAUCCCUUGGACAGAGAUCCGGCUGGAGCGAUCUCCCCGGGGGAAACCGUACCUGGCUAACCCGCUGAAGAUCAGUCCACAUUUUGAUCGGUCCUGGAGUUUUAACAUCUCUCAUCAAGGGGACUACGUGGUGCUCGCCGCAGACCGGGGCGUCCAAGUCGGAGUGGAUCUGAUGAAGACUUCAAUGCCAGGUAGCAGCUCCGUGCCGGAGUUUUUCCGCAUCAUGACUCGUCAGUUUACAGCGCACGAGUGGAGCAUCAUCCAAUCAGCCGGCUCGGAGCGAGAGCAGCUCGCCACCUUCUACCGCCACUGGACGCUGAAAGAGAGCUUCAUCAAGGCCAUUGGCACCGGUCUGGGCUUCAACCUACAGAGGGUGGAGUUCCACCUGUCACCUGAGCCGCUAAAGCCGGGUUCAGUGCUCCGCCAGACCAAGAUGCUCCUUGACGAGGAGCAUGAGGAGGCCUGGAUUUUUGAAGAGAGCAUGCUGGAUGCUGACCAUCACGUUGCCGUAGCGAUGGGCCUGACGGAUGAAGCCCGCUCCGCAAGGCUUGCUCCUCCUCCCAGCCCAUUCACACUGCUGUCGUUCAGUGAACUCAUCGCCUCUGCCUCGCCGCUGACAGAAGAAGAUCCUGCCUACUGGGAGAGCUUUAGGAUGAAGGUUGAGGCUCCGCAGAGAUGCAGAGAGGCUCAGGCAUCUGCAUAACCGCCUGUCUCCGGCUGACAGCGCCUGCCAUACACAGAUGUACACACAUGCACAAAUGGUGUCGUGUGGAAAAAAGCAAACUUUGCCAUUUCUAAAGUUGAAGUAACAACAGACUUUAAAAUGAAAUGAUGGCAAUGUCAGGUGAUGUAUUUAACAGACUAAUGAAAAAGAACAGGUGGAACAAUUAAGGACGCCAUCAGUGAGUCCUGUAACUAUAUUCUAAUAAAAAACAAUAAAAAGCUGAA
Messenger RNA from Oryzias latipes (Japanese medaka), 1389 nucleotides. RefSeq names its product aminoadipate-semialdehyde dehydrogenase-phosphopantetheinyl transferase (gene aasdhppt). Gene Ontology annotation, cellular component: cytosol. Gene Ontology annotation, molecular function: holo-[acyl-carrier-protein] synthase activity; magnesium ion binding. Lineage: Eukaryota; Metazoa; Chordata; Actinopteri; Beloniformes; Adrianichthyidae. The record is from RefSeq and is a predicted model, not a curated record.